AGUCAUGGCGGCCUUAUUAUGAGCGGUAGUACGUGGCUACGACUCUCUGUUGAGGUUUUCCGAGACCUCACGGAACCCUAGCCAUGGCGAAGCCUAGAUCGGGAUUCCUCGUCGUCCUCCUCCUCCUCGCGGCUCUUGUCCUCGCCGCCUCUCCUGCGGCGAUGGCGACCUCCGAUGCCCCCUUCAUGGUUGCGCACAAGAAGGUGAGCCUCACGCGGCAUAAAUCUGGCGUGGACCGAGUCUCCGUCUCGAUCGACCUCUACAACCAAGGAUCCUCGACUGCAUAUGAUGUGAGUCUGAAUGAUGAUAGUUGGUCCCAAGAUAUGUUUAAUCUCGUCUCUGACAGCACAUCAAAGACAUGGGAAAGGCUUGAUGCUGGUUCCUCUGCUUCUCACUCCUUUAUCUUGGAGUCUAAAACAAAAGGCAUGUUCCAUGGUUCUCCCGCUGUCAUCAAAUUUCGUAUCCCCACAAAGGCUGCACUGCAGGAAGCGUAUUCUACUCCCAUUUUGCCAUUAGAUGUUCUUGCUGACAAGCCUCCUGAAAAGAAGUUAGAAUGGGCAAAGAGGCUGUUGGCAAAGUAUGGAUCUCUGGUGUCGGUUCUGACACUGGUCGGACUGUUCAUCUAUGUGAUUGCAACUCCAUCGAAGAUGACGAGCAAGAAGAGGCGGUAAAUUGCAGUAUCUGGUGGAUGUUUGCUUGAUUUUUCUUUGAAGAUACCCUGGAGGACUGUAAGCCGAGUUUUGCUUCGUCAUGCUUAAAACAUAACCUUGUGCCGUCGCUAGGACUGGUAGAGGCUUCAAGGGUUUAACCUUUGUCCUUGGCUGAUAUUUGUAGCGUUCCUAAAUCCACUAGAAUUUGAAUUUGGAUGAAACGUAUGCAUCGAAACUUACUUCCCA
Molecule: messenger RNA, 896 nt
Organism: Musa acuminata AAA Group (dessert banana)
Lineage: Eukaryota; Viridiplantae; Streptophyta; Magnoliopsida; Zingiberales; Musaceae
Exons: 6
Coding region: 84-671 (195 amino acids)
Cellular component (GO): endoplasmic reticulum
Source: RefSeq, a predicted model, not a curated record